UAGUGUAGAAGUUAUUUUGGUCGGAUAUAGAGGUUAAUAAUAAUGAAAACGUGGUUAAUGAUUAAUCAAAAUAAGAGCGAAGGGCCCAGUAUAAUAGCAUUUAUUUGGGCCGAUGUUGGUCUCGGCUUUAAAGGAAACUGUCCGACCCGACCCGACAUGGUAUGAUCUUCCUGUCAAGCGGUUCCCGCUCUUUUUUUUAUCAAUCGAGGCGCCAAAACAAAAAUUGAUUAUUUUGUUGUCAUUUUUGGAUUUUCGACACAAAAGAAGACGAUCACAGAUCUAAUCGAAUUGAGAAAAAGAGAUAAGAAUGUUUGGGAGGCUGAGACCACCGCCGUCGCCGCCGGAUUGUCUGGAGAGAUAUCCGGCGAAGAUCAUCAAAGACGAUCCUCUCUCCGUCUACGAGUCAACACUGUUGAAGCUUAAGCAAGGGUCAACAAGACUGGACACUACUUCAUCAGAAACAGAAGGUGAAGAGAAUCUGCCAUCAUCACCGUCUCAUGUCUUCUCUUCGGAUACACAAGGAGACACUCAUGAUAUGACUCUGUGCAAUGGCUCUGAUGCAAUGGCUAUAGACUCAUGUGAAAGCUCGAAACAGCUAAAGAACAAGAACCCAUCAGUACUAUCCAUGUUUAGCAAGUACAAGAAUCAAGCUCAAGCACGAAACAUGAAGACAGAGACUCAUAAUGAUUUGUAAACACAUAACUCAAGUUCAUGUGUUUAACUAGACAACUCUGUUUGUAAGGAGUCUAUAGAAAAUAUGUAAUUUUUUCAAUGUGCAAUUCAUGCAAUUAGAACCUCUUGAAUUUGAACCAAAGUUCUUGCAUAAUCAAGUACGAUUUAAAUCAA
Molecule: messenger RNA, 846 nt
Organism: Arabidopsis lyrata subsp. lyrata
Lineage: Eukaryota; Viridiplantae; Streptophyta; Magnoliopsida; Brassicales; Brassicaceae
Exons: 2
Coding region: 308-694 (128 amino acids)
Source: RefSeq, a predicted model, not a curated record